ACUGGCGCCAACUUCCUGAGAAAGUUGGCGGUAACUCGUAGCCAAAAGUUGCAAAAUCUAAAGUUAUUGACAACUUGUCGUCAAGUUGGUCGGAAACUAAUGAAUGACCAACUUUUUCACGAUCAACUCGUGCUAUCAGGGAAAGUGCGUGUGAUUUUUAAUGAAUUAUUGUCGUAAUAAAUUACAUAUUUAAUUGUUUUUUGAAUUAAAUUUAUUUUUAGAUAAUUACGAUUAGUUUGGUUUUGUUAAGUGAUAAAUUUAAUAAAUUAAUAAUUACCAAUAAAUAAUGGAUUCAAGAGAUUUAUUCAAAGCAUUUUAUGACGAUCCACGUGUCGCUUGUCAGUAUGGUGUGAGAUGUUAUCAGAAAAAUCCGGAACAUCAUGAAAAAUAUAAACAUCCACCGGCAACUCAACAAAGUAAUCGCGGUAAAACCAGUACUAAAAAAGGUAAAAAACGUAAAUUAAAUGAUGAUUGUGAGAAUGAUGAUUCUGAGUCAUCAAGAAAAUUAAAAAAUAAAAAAGAUGAUGAAUGUCAGCAAGUUGUAGAUAAACGAGAAAUAUCACCAAGUCCGUCUAUUUCAACUGAUGACGAUGAUUUUGUGUGUGAUGAAGAGGAUAUUGAUAGAAUAAUGAAAGAGGCUGCAGUGGAAAAACCAAUUACUUGUAAUUCGAAUAAUUCUGAUACUAAUGAUUUAAUUACAGAAAAUUCUGAAAUGUCAACAUCGAAACAUAAUGAUGAUAAAAUAAAUACAUCGAAUGAUAAUUCAGAAGAAACAGAAACGAGUCUCGCUGCUAAAAAAAAAAUUAUUUCAGAAUUAUUUCUCGUAGAAAUGCCAGAUGAUUUUUAUAAAUUUUAUGACUUCUGUUGUUCAUUAUCUAAAGAUGAUCCUGUGUCAUCUUUAAAAAGUGUUGAUUUAAAGCUGGUUGGUCCUUAUGAUGUUUUGGCUGGUAAAAUAAUUAAAUACUCUGAUGAUGAUAAGGAGAAAUAUUUGAGACACUGGCGAUACUUUUAUGAUACACCAGAGUUCCAGACUGUUCUAAAAGGAAACGACAAAGAUGGACUACAUUAUGGAUAUUGGCGUGAUGAAUGUAAAAUAAAUCCAGCUUUCGUUGCUAAAAAUUCAGCUAAUAAGGAUCAUAAAAUAAUACCUGUUGCGCCAAAUAUAUUUGGUGCAGUCUUGACACAUGUAGAAGAACGUUUAAAAGUGGCCGGUCCAUUUGAAAAAGCCAAAAUUUCUCGUAUUCAACAAUCAUUAAAAAACUAUGCCAAAAAACAUGAUAUAAGCUUAGACAAAAGUUCAGCUGAUUUGCAAAAACGCAAUCGUGAUGCUGUAGCAAAAACUUUUCACGGUGCCGGUAUUGUUGUCCCUUAUGAUAAAAAAACUCAAUUAGGAUACAGACAAUUAGCAUUGACUGACAGUCAUCUACUGAAAUUAUUAAAUCAGAUUGAAAAAGCAGACUGCAAUGAAAUAAGACAAUCACUGAUGAGUAAACUCGAAGAAGUUGUAAGACUUGCAACAAUAGCAGCAGAUGAGUGUGACUUUGGUACACCUUUAGAAUUAGGUCAUAGUUUAUUUAGUAGCGGAGUUAAAUAUGUACAGCGAAUAGCUUUGCAAAUGUUCGCGCUGGCGUACAAUCUUCUUAAGCGACCAGAAUUUUUGAAAAUAGCUGAAGCACAUAUUGCUAAUCGCAAAAAAGGAUGUGAUUUAAGUGUACUGUGACAUCAUUCAUAUUUAUCUGUAUUAUAUUAUU
Molecule: messenger RNA, 1751 nt
Organism: Microplitis demolitor
Lineage: Eukaryota; Metazoa; Arthropoda; Insecta; Hymenoptera; Braconidae
Gene: Hpf1
Product: histone PARylation factor 1
Exons: 6
Coding region: 287-1720 (477 amino acids)
Biological process (GO): DNA damage response; regulation of protein ADP-ribosylation
Cellular component (GO): nucleus
Molecular function (GO): poly-ADP-D-ribose binding; histone binding
Source: RefSeq, a predicted model, not a curated record